CUCUUCUCAGUACUUGGAGAUUCCAACAGACCCCAAUCUAAAUCAAACCAAACAGUCGUCAAAAUGACCAUCAUCACUGUUCCCAACGGAUACGGCUACGUCCUCCUAGCCGCCAGCUCGACCGCGUUCCUCAACACCUUCCAUGCCAUCCUGACGUCCACCCGCCGCAAGGCUGCCGGCGUCAAGUACCCCAUCACCUACGUCACCGCCGAACAGGCCGACAAAGAUCCCAAGGCGUAUGCCUUCAACUGCGCCCAACGCGCCCACGCGAACUUCACCGAGAACCUGACCCCGUUCCUCACCGCUUUGCUCAUAUCCGGGCUCAAGUACCCCGUCUACUCAGCCGUGCUUGGCGGCACCUGGGCCUUUGGCCGCGUCUUGUUUGCGCUGGGCUACACGUCUAAGGGCCCUCAGGGACGGACGACGGGUGGGUAUCUUGCCUCGCUCAGUAACAUUGUUCUGGCUCUUGGGGCUGCUUAUACUGCUCUGGGGUUUGCGCUAGGUUGGUAAACUGGGGACUGGAGUGGUGAUUGUGAGGUGCACAUACUGAUUUGUUGCCGUGUAUUAUAAUGGACGGGAUGCGUAUAUGUGUAGGCGAGGAACUUGUCAGUCUUUUAGAAGCUGUUUAUAUCACUGAAGAGCUGUUUGUGGUCGUAUCUGCUCUGUAUUGAUUAUGUGGAUCAUAGCAGACGAUGUCUACGGCCAAAAGGUAAAAACUUUCAGAUUCAGCAGUCUUCCAAGCAAC
Parathielavia appendiculata is the source of this 745-nucleotide messenger RNA. RefSeq names its product membrane-associated proteins in eicosanoid and glutathione metabolism. The transcript has 4 exons. Gene Ontology annotation, molecular function: glutathione transferase activity; glutathione peroxidase activity. Bases 64 to 510 code for a protein of 148 amino acids. Gene Ontology annotation, cellular component: membrane; endoplasmic reticulum; nuclear envelope. Lineage: Eukaryota; Fungi; Ascomycota; Sordariomycetes; Sordariales; Chaetomiaceae. The record is from RefSeq and is a predicted model, not a curated record.